Molecule: messenger RNA, 3321 nt
Organism: Triticum aestivum (bread wheat)
Lineage: Eukaryota; Viridiplantae; Streptophyta; Magnoliopsida; Poales; Poaceae
Product: probable LRR receptor-like serine/threonine-protein kinase At3g47570
Exons: 3
Coding region: 4-3321 (1105 amino acids)
Biological process (GO): protein phosphorylation
Molecular function (GO): ATP binding; protein binding; protein kinase activity
Source: RefSeq, a predicted model, not a curated record
CAGAUGGGCAAGAACCAAGAAAACAAUAAUCACCUCCACCUAGCUCCUUGCUCAACCAUGAGCACCAAAAGGACAUGGAAGCAGCUCCUCAUGCUCCAUCUUCUCACUCAUAUCCUAUUCCUUUUCGUCGCAUCCAGCUCUCAAACUACCAACAAUGAAACUGCCAGCAGCGGCGAUCUUUCGGUCCUGCUGUCGAUCAAAUCCUUCAUCACCAGUGACCCUACGGGGGCACUGUCCUCUUGGUCAUGGGACCGUCCCGGUGCUGGUGCUGGCGCUGGCAAUGGUACCAGCAGCACGAACACGAAGGUGCCUGGUUUCUGCAAAUGGAUGGGCGUGUCCUGCAGCGACCACCAGCACCCCGACCGUGUCACUGCCAUACGCCUGCAUGGCUUCGGCCUGGUCGGCACCAUCUGCCCGCAGCUCGGUAACCUGACCCGUCUCCGUGUACUCAACCUUUCAACAAACAGCCUGGGAGGUGAGAUCCCAGGCAGCAUCGGCCGCUGUGCAUCACUUGGCGUCGUGGACCUGAUGGAGAACCACCUCUCUGGUUCCAUGCCUUCUUCUCUGGGUCUCCUUUCAAAGCUCACAUUUCUCAACCUUACCCAUAACAAUCUGACUGGUGAUAUUCCCAUGUCGUUCUCCAACCUCACGUCCCUCACAAGCCUUGACAUGAAGAUCAACUACUUCCAUGGCCAAAUCCCAAGAUGGCUGGGCAACCUGACUUCAUUGACACACUUAGGAUUAACCCAGAACGGCUUCACUGGCCAUAUCCCUCCAGAUCUUGGUAAGAUGUCUAAUCUUGAUACAUUUGAUGUCAUGGAUAACAAACUUGAAGGCCCUUUUCCUCCAUCCAUGUUCAAUAUUUCUUCCAUCACAAACAUAAACGUCGGCUUCAACCAGCUAACAGGAUCUCUGCCGCUUGAUAUUGGCUUUAAGCUUCCCAAGCUAAGUGUUUUGGCCACACAUGUGAACCAAUUCCAAGGACCAAUACCAGCCUCCUUGUCAAAUGCAUCCGCACUUAAAUGUUUGCUUCUUAGUGGAAACUUGUAUCAUGGUCCGAUUCCACGGGACAUUGGCAUCCAUGGUCGUUUGAUGGUAUUUUUGGUAGGGGACAAUUUGCUUCAAACCACAGAGCCUAAGGAUUGGGAUUUCCUCACAUCCUUAACCAACUGUAGUAACUUGGAGUUGCUAAGCCUUGACGAAAACAAUCUUGAAGGGGUUAUGCCAGUUACUAUUGCCAACCUAUCUGCAGAGCUCAAAUGGAUUGAACUAGGUAAGAACAACAUAACUGGGACCAUACCUGCAGGUUUAAGCAAGUUUCAAAACCUUGAAAUCCUCUCCCUGCAGCAGUGCCUCUUCACAGGCACCUUGCCUCUGGAUAUUGGCCAAAUUCCUAGCCUUCAGUAUCUUGACCUAUCCCAUAGCAGAUUUCAUGGGCAGAUUCCACAAUCAUUAGGCAAUAUCACGCAAUUGAGCAACCUCUUUCUAUCUAAUAACUUUCUGGAUGGCAGCAUCCCAGCAAGCCUUGGUAAUCUCACAGUGCUUACAUCUCUGGAUCUUUCUGGUAACUCCUUGAGGGGGGAAAUCCCAGCGGAGGUACUUAGCAUCCCCUCCCUGACCAAACUUCUCAACCUCUCCAACAAUGCUCUGAUUGGCUCCAUCCCAACUCGGAUAGGACGAUUGAGCACCCUCGGCAAAAUCGACCUAUCCAUGAACAAGCUAUCUGGUGAAAUCCCGGAAGCUCUCAGCAGUUGCGUCCAACUGAAUUGCCUAUACUUGCAAGGAAAUCUUUUGCAAGGGCAAAUCCCAAAAGGUUUGUCUUCUUUGAGGGGCCUUGAAAAGUUGGAUCUUUCUAGAAACAACUUAGGAGGGGCCAUACCUGAGUUCCUCGAGAACUUCAACCUUCUAACGUAUCUAAACCUCUCUUUCAACAACCUAUCUGGUCCCGUGCCAAAUGCAGGGAUUUUCCGCAACGCCACUGUAUUGUUGCUCCGUGGCAAUAGCAUGCUAUGCGGAGGUCCCUCGUCCUUGCAACUCCCUCCAUGCCCAGAUAUUGGUUCCAACCAUGCUUCGCAGAAGCAUCGUCUUUGGGUCAUACUCAUUUGCAUGGUUGGAACUUUGAUCUUCAUGUGCUCCCUAACUGCAUGCUACUUGAUGAAGACGAGAAUCAAACCAAAUAGUGUCGAUCAAGAAACCGGAUUUCACAAUGAGAAGCAUGAGAGGAUAUCCUAUGCGGAGAUAGAUGAAGCAACAGAGUCCUUCUCACCAGCAAAUUUGAUUGGUUCCGGCAGCUUUGGCGAUGUGUACAUUGGAACUCUGAAUCUUGAUGAGAGUUUAUACACCGUAGCAAUCAAAGUUCUCAAUCUUGCCAAACGAGGAGCUAACAGAAGCUUCUUGAGGGAGUGUGAAGCCCUGAGGAAGAUCCGACACCGGAAACUUGUCAAGGUGAUUACUGUGUGCAGCAGUUUGGACCGUAAUGGCGAUGAGUUCAAGGCACUUGUCCUAGAAUUUAUCUGCAAUGGGAACUUAGAUGAGUGGCUGCAUCCAAACACAGAGAACAGCAUGACCUUUAGAAGGCUAAGUCUGAUGGAAAGGUUGUGCAUUGCUCUUGAUGUUGCAGAGGCACUGGAAUAUCUUCACCACCAAAUCGAGCCACCCAUAGUUCACUGCGAUAUCAAACCAUCCAACAUCCUUCUAGAUGAUGACAUUGUUGCGCAUGUUGCUGACUUUGGUCUAGCAAAGAUAAUGCAUACUGAAGCAUGCAAGGAAAGUGGCGGUGCGACUGAAAGCAGCACACUUGUGAUUAAAGGCACAAUUGGAUACGUCGCACCAGAAUAUGGCUCAGGAUCUGAAGCCUCCACAGCUGGUGAUGUAUAUAGCUACGGGGUAUUGCUAUUGGAAAUGUUUACUGGAAGAAGGCCAACUGACUGUUUCAGAGAUGGCGCGACAAGUCUUGUCAACUAUGUCAAGAUGGCCUAUCCUGAUACUCUACUGGAAGUAUUAGAUGCUAGUGCAACCUACAGCGGGAACCCGCAACGUAUCAUAGACAUAUUCUUACAUCCUAUGUUUAAGAUUGGCCUAGCUUGCUGUGAGGAUUCCCCAAGGCACAGAAUGAAGAUGAACGAUGUAGUCAAGGAGCUGAAUGCCAUAAAGAAGGUUACUGCUUUGAUUCCAGUGGCUAAUGAAAAACAGUGCUUCGAGUUUUUGGGUACUUCUGGAUAUAAACCCAAUGGUUAUCAAGUUUAUAUACCCAUAACGCCCGCAAUCUUGGUCAUUGGUUCUUGGGGGUAUGAACUUUUUAGUCAUCCAGCGACUAGUUGA